GUUUGCUGUCAUGGCGGACAUAGAAAUAAGCAGGCGUGCACUCUAAUGCUAUAUAUCGGUUGCAAUAUCCGUUUCAGAAACAGAUGUGGGGACGAAUUGUUCGGAGCGCUGCAUUGAUCAACAACGUUCACGGAACAUUGUGUCAGAGGCAGCUAUUCACCAUGCAGCUGAAAACCGCGGAGUUUCAGUCAUUAUUCACGGAUGGGCUGACUGGCAUAGCAGAGUUGUUUGAGAAGCACAGUCAUGAGCUGAGAAUAGCAGGAGGUGCGGUCAGGGACCUCUUGUCUGGGAAGCGACCAGAGGAUGUGGAUUUUGCCACCACAGCAACCCCGGAAGAGAUGAAGAAUAUGUUCAGCGGAGCGGGAAUCAGGAUGAUUAACAACAAAGGCGAGAAACACGGGACCAUCACUGCUCGGCUUCACAAUGAGAAUUUUGAGGUGACUACACUGCGAGUGGACGUGGUGACAGAUGGACGACAUGCAGAGGUGGAGUUCACCACUGACUGGAAGAAGGACGCUGAACGCAGAGACCUCACCAUCAACUCUAUGUUUCUUGGUUUGGAUGGAACGCUUUAUGAUUAUUUUAAGGGUUAUGAGGACCUCCAGAACAGGAAGGUGCGGUUUGUAGGCAGCGCUGCACUCAGGAUCCAAGAAGACUAUUUGCGAAUUCUGCGAUAUUUCAGAUUCUACGGACGAGUGGCAUCUGAGCCUGACCAGCAUGACACGGAAACCCUGCAGGCCAUCAGGGAGAACGGCAGGGGCCUGGCGGGGAUCUCAGGGGAGCGGAUCUGGGUGGAGCUGAAGAAAAUGCUGGUGGGGAACCACGCUGCUCACCUGCUGGAGCUCAUCUACACGCUGGAUCUGGCAACAUUCAUAGGGCUGCCAGCAGAAGGCAAUGUUGAGGAGAUGAAGGAGGUUUGGCAACGGGCUCAUAACUGGUCUCCUAAGCCCAUGACCGUGCUCUCCGCUCUGUUCCGCAGCUCCGACGACGUGGAGAAGUUGGACCUGAGGUUGAAGAUCUCCAAGGAGGAGAAAAACCUGGGCAUUUUCCUCGUCAAGCACAGACGGGAUCUCAUCAAAGAUCACGACAAACAGGACAGCCUGAAACCCUACACAGAUUUCAUCAUCGAUUGUCGGGAACCAGAUGCCCAGAGCAAAGUGUGUGAACUGCUGAAGUAUCAGGGUGAGGAGCAGCUCUUGGAAGAGCUGAGCAGAUGGCACAUUCCUCGUUUCCCCGUUAGUGGGCAUGACCUACGUAAAAUGGGCAUCACCUCUGGUAAAGAGAUCGGCACCAUCCUGCAGAACCUCAGGGACAUCUGGAAGAAGAGUCACUACAAAAUGGGCAAAGAGGAGCUGCUAGCGACCGUUAACACGUCCUGACCACACGCUGGGGGGGGUCGGACAGUCGUCAUAACCGUUGACGCCUCUGCGUAUCCAUACGCAACCCAUAAACUCAAGGGUUAUCUAGCGCUCAGCCCUCUCACUUCACGGUACAUAAAAGUGUUACGCAAUAAUGCAGGCCAUCUAAGCGAGACAACAGGAGUCCCGUAUGACCGACAUCUGUAAAAAGCACUUAUAUACUCCUUUUCAACCUUACAGGGAACAUGCCCCGCAACACAGGUGU
Chanos chanos (milkfish) is the source of this 1623-nucleotide messenger RNA. RefSeq names its product tRNA nucleotidyl transferase, CCA-adding, 1 (gene trnt1). Gene Ontology annotation, molecular function: tRNA binding; nucleotidyltransferase activity. Gene Ontology annotation, cellular component: mitochondrion. NCBI's taxonomy places the organism in Eukaryota, Metazoa, Chordata, Actinopteri, Gonorynchiformes, Chanidae. The record is from RefSeq and is a predicted model, not a curated record. The coding region runs from base 84 to 1379 and encodes 431 amino acids. Gene Ontology annotation, biological process: tRNA 3'-terminal CCA addition; mitochondrial tRNA 3'-end processing. The transcript has 8 exons.